Molecule: messenger RNA, 1296 nt
Organism: Colletotrichum godetiae
Lineage: Eukaryota; Fungi; Ascomycota; Sordariomycetes; Glomerellales; Glomerellaceae
Product: cutinase
Exons: 4
Coding region: 386-1087 (233 amino acids)
Molecular function (GO): hydrolase activity
Source: RefSeq, a predicted model, not a curated record
CAGCAACCCCAGUCUGGCCCCGCCAGGUCGGAGGCGACUCUUGAUGGGGGAUCCUCGCGAGGUCAACGUUCUUCAGCCAACUCGGCUGUCUUCCUUACCAAGCUCCUUGCGUUCUCUGUCGCAAAUGAGCUGAAGUUGGGCCAAAGCAGCCUCGGCUGAUUCGAUUGCCGCGAUGGACGGAAAACGGUGAUUGAUAUUGACUCAGCUGUUGGACUGACGGCUGCCAUCGCAACUCACGUAUAAGUAGCGCAGCGUCCCUCGUCCCAUCUUGGCUUUAUGUUAACGAAUCUUCACAGUAAUUCGACGCCAACGUAGCAUCUGCCCAACGAACAAGCUUUCCUGCCAAAAUCACUAGUGCAGAGCGCUUGUUUUCAAUUCAGCAAACAUGGUCUAUUCACCCGUCGUCGCACUAGGUUUUCUGGGCGCCCUGCAGGGCAGGAGCGAGGUCUAUUCCCGACAGACGAACGCGACGGGCUGUGCGACGGGCGUGCAUAUGAUUGUGGCCCGGGCCAGCACUGAGCAACCGGGCACGGGAGUCAUUGGCGCGAUCGCGAACAACAUCCAGUCGCAGGUACCGGGAUCCGAUAUCGUCCCGGUCGAUUAUCCUGCGCUGCUGAAUCCCUAUCAGCCGUCGCAGAAGGCUGGUGUCACGGCGAUGACCAAGCUGGUUCAGGACUACGCGAAGGCAUGCCCCCAGACGAAGAUGGUUCUCAUGGGAUACUCGCAAGGUGCUCACGUCACUGCCGAUGUUCUUUGCGGCACAAGCGAGACUGGGUUUGAGGCAACAGAGCCCCAGGCCACUGACAUUACGGACAAGAUUGCCGCCGUCGUCCUCAUGGGCGACCCAAGCCACGUGACCGGGCAGCCCUUCGACCAAGGAACCAGCCAGAAAGACGGUAUCUUUCCAAGAACGAAGAUGGCCGGGUGCGACGCCGUCUCGAGCAAGAUGGCUUCCUUCUGCAACAGCGGCGACCCAUUCUGCGACAGUGGUGCCGACAUCCAGGUUCAUCUGAGCUACGUCCAGUCGGACGGGGACGCAGCCACAAAGUUCAUCAUGUCCAAGGUCGGCGGCGGCGCUGCGGCAUGACUGGGGGAAAGCACGGCUGCGAGCCAGUCUGCCAGCCUGGUCUUCGUACUGUACAUGACUCUGCUGGCACAGAUUGUUGGUUUCUUGAUCUGAAGAAGGAGGGCUUUGAUAUGAUUGCUUCGUGGGCUAGGCAACGGUAGAUACCGGGGUUUCCUGAUACAUAAGUUUGGAUUAGUUGAAGCAUAGUUAGCGUACAAGAACAUGUUCAC